Messenger RNA from Auanema sp. JU1783, 1110 nucleotides. The record is from the annotation of a GenBank genome assembly. NCBI's taxonomy places the organism in Eukaryota, Metazoa, Nematoda, Chromadorea, Rhabditida, Rhabditidae.
AUGAAUUUAUGGAAUCAGGCUCAGACUCGAUCUCGUCCGGAGCCGACUUCACACGAUAUUGUUAAAAAAGACUUCCGCAUGGAGGAUGUUAUAAACGUUACGUGUGGCUCUCUCUCUGGGAAGAUGCAUUACCGUAUGUUCUUAUGUCCUGGCAUCCACCAAAUUUGUAUUCUACUGGACGGAACUAAUGAGAUGAUCACCCCUAAGGAGUUCACGGUUCGAGCUAAUAAGGAUAAGCAGAAGGAUUGGAAAGGUUGUAUCCGGAUAGGCAAAAGAAGUAUUAGGUUGUUAAUGGCGUUAGGUCUCCUUGAUUAUUUCAAUCACCAAGAGUUCUGCUCGUUGAAGUGUCAGAGUAGAAACCAUAUUCGAGGGAAAUCAGAUGAAGAAAGAUGCAAAUCCAAGAACUCAUCCAUGUCAGAGAAUCCUAACACUUCUUUGCCUUCUCUUCAUUUCCCUUUAGGAACUAGUUAUUCAUCCAAUACUUUCUUCCUCAGUGCCCCAUCAACCGUGAAUGGUGAGACUGGGGCUGUUUCCAUAUUCAAAGAAAGUUCUCUUAAUAAUAGUACUGUGCCAUAUGAGUUCGGGAUUCCACAUUUGGACACCCCACCCGAACAUAGUUUAAUAAAUCUGUUGCAUAUUGAUCCUGUAUCAUUUUGGAGGGAGCUCCACCGAGUAGGUAUCAUCACCGACGUUAUCGAUCGUAUAAUAAAUCGACUGAAAGAUUGUGCCUCAUAUGAGGAUGUGACCAAUGUUUCUAUGAAUUUGAGUCGAGUAGUAACUGCUUUAAACUUGCAAUACGAAGUUGUGCAAAUGUUCAAUGAGAAACAAUAUGUUAAUUUAAAUGAUUCUGCUGAGAGCGUAUUUGAAACGCCUAAUGCUUCUUCUGUGAAUUGUCCUUCAGUACCUACACCUGAAUCUGCUGUGAAUAUGAACAAGAAACCUGAAUUAUCCAAGAAUGAAUUUUAUCUUUUGAAUAUGUUAGAGCGAUCGCCGGAGACUAAAGUCAUACGCCGUAUCGAAACGGCAGAAGAGAACUGUGAAGAUAUGCUCUAUGAGCUUCCACUCGUGAAAGAGGAAAGAGGUGAUGCUUUCACGAUAACAAAUUUAUGA